Diaporthe amygdali is the source of this 873-nucleotide messenger RNA. RefSeq lists its product as uncharacterized. Lineage: Eukaryota; Fungi; Ascomycota; Sordariomycetes; Diaporthales; Diaporthaceae. Bases 1 to 873 code for a protein of 290 amino acids. Gene Ontology annotation, molecular function: phosphoric diester hydrolase activity. The transcript has 4 exons. Gene Ontology annotation, biological process: lipid metabolic process. The record is from RefSeq and is a predicted model, not a curated record.
AUGCCCUCGCUCUUUUCCGUUGCCGCAGCGUGGAUCCUCGGCCUAGCGACACUUGUCCUAGCCGCUUGCAACGGGCACGACGAGCUCUGCAGUCGCCCCUACAGCAACGUGACGUUCGUGGGCUCCCACGAUAGCGCCUUCGUUGGGCUGCUGCCCAGCCAGAACCAGCUCAUCUCGGUUACAGAUCAGCUCAACCUGGGCGUCCGCUUCCUGCAGUCGCAGACCCACGAUCGCGAUGGCACCAUUGAGAUGUGCCACACGAGCUGUAUCGAGCUGGACGCCGGCACGCUGACCAACUACCUCACACCCAUUAAGACUUGGAUGGAUGCGAACCCAAACGAGGUCGUUACACUACUUAUCACCAACGGCGACGCUAUCCCUGUGUCCAAAUUCGCCGAUGUCUUCUCUGCCGUGGGACUGGAGCAGUAUGCCUUCACUCCAAGCAGUGCGCUGUCGCUGGACCAGUGGCCGACACUGCAAACCAUGAUCGACAAUGGAACGCGACUAGUCGUUUGGAUGGAUUACAACAUGGACACUGCGACUACUCCAUACAUCCUUGACGAGUUCGCUUACUAUUUCGAGACAUCGUAUGAGGUGACGGACGAUUCCUUCCCUGACUGCAACAUCGACCGCCCCUCUGGAGCGAGUGCAAACGGUCGCAUGGGCCUUGUCAAUCACAUGCUCCACAUUGAAAUCCUCGGUAUCCAGAUUCCGGAUCUUGUCAAAGCGGACGACACGAAUUCGCUAAACUCGAUCGAUGCGCAAGCUGGGAUUUGCGAGGGCCUCUACGGCCGGGCGCCCAAUGUCGUGCUGCUUGACUAUGUGAACUUGGGGGAUGCAAUGGGUGCUCAGGCUGCGCUCAAUGGUCUGUAG